Dentiscutata erythropus is the source of this 236-nucleotide messenger RNA. The record is from the annotation of a GenBank genome assembly. Lineage: Eukaryota; Fungi; Glomeromycota; Glomeromycetes; Diversisporales; Gigasporaceae.
GUUGUACUGCAAAACAAAGAGCAAUAGCAGAAUAUAAUAAUAAAGAUGAUGAAACAACAAAAAAAAGAAGUGUACAAGCAGGUGAUAAAGAUGAUAAGAUUAAUUCAACCAAUGAUAAUAACAUUAGUAAAGAGGAUACUACUAGUGAAGAUGACGAUAGCAAUAUAUCAACAUUGAAGAGAAAAAAGUCAAAAGAUAAUAAUACAAAGAAAUUAAAGAAAUUGAGAAAAAAAUAA